Messenger RNA from Aphidius gifuensis, 2909 nucleotides. It is a transcript of the gene rl, whose product is annotated as mitogen-activated protein kinase 1. Gene Ontology annotation, cellular component: cytoplasm; nucleus. The record is from RefSeq and is a predicted model, not a curated record. The transcript is spliced from 6 exons. Gene Ontology annotation, biological process: intracellular signal transduction; protein phosphorylation. The coding region runs from base 525 to 1625 and encodes 366 amino acids. NCBI's taxonomy places the organism in Eukaryota, Metazoa, Arthropoda, Insecta, Hymenoptera, Braconidae. Gene Ontology annotation, molecular function: ATP binding; MAP kinase activity.
AUCCCCCACUUUUACUGACAGUUGAUUCUCUUGACAACAAUAAUCACUGUCCCUUUUUUUUUUCCUCAUGAAAAUUUGUCAUUGUUAUUCUCAUAAUCUAUCCUUAUCUCAUAAAGGAAAAUAAAAAAUAAUAAAGAUAAAAUUUUUCCUCUUCCCUCUCUUAUAAUAUAUUUUUUUUUAUACUUAUCUAUGUGUUGAAAAUCUACAUAAAAAAUUAUCAAGUGUGUAUAUCGCGUGAAAUUGUGAUUGUGUGUAAUAUCACCGUCAUCAUCAUCAUCGUCAAAAAUUAUAUAUUUCCAACGACGUUUUUAAUUCUGUUUAUUAUAUUACUCAAAUAAAUCAUUAAAUUUAAUAUUAAAGAGAAAAAAAUAAACACAAUUUAUAUUGAUUUAAGCAUUAUUAAAAUAAUAAAAAAAUUUUCAUUAAAAAAAACAUAGUUUAUUUUAAAUGUUUGAUUAAAUUUUUUGCUCCAACUUUUUUUUUUUUUUUGUGUAUUGAUAUUUAGAAAUAAAAAUUGUAUAAUAAUGGCGGGUGAAGUUUCGACAAGUGUUAAUAAUCCAAAUGCUGAAAUUGUACGUGGACAAGCAUUUGAAGUUGGUCCAAGAUAUACAAAUUUAGCAUACAUGGGUGAAGGUGCAUAUGGAAUGGUUGUAUCAGCAUAUGAUAAUGUAACAAAAACAAAAGUUGCAAUUAAAAAAAUAUCACCAUUUGAGCAUCAAACAUACAGCCAAAGAACAUUGAGAGAAAUUAAAAUUCUCACGAGGUUUAAACAUGAAAAUAUAAUAGACAUAAGAGAUAUACUGAGAUCACCAUCAAUUGAUCAAAUGAAAGAUGUAUACAUUGUACAAUGUUUAAUGGAAACUGAUUUAUAUAAAUUAUUAAAAACUCAAGCAAUAAGUAAUGAUCAUAUAUGUUAUUUUCUAUAUCAAAUAUUACGUGGAUUAAAAUAUAUACAUUCAGCAAAUGUAUUACACAGAGAUUUAAAACCAAGUAAUUUAUUAUUAAAUACAACAUGUGAUCUUAAAAUAUGUGAUUUUGGUCUUGCAAGAGUUGCUGAUCCAGAUCAUAAUCAUGCUGGUUUUUUAACUGAAUAUGUUGCAACAAGAUGGUACAGAGCACCAGAAAUAAUGCUAAAUUCAAAGGGUUAUACUAAAUCAAUUGACAUAUGGUCUGUUGGUUGUAUACUUGCUGAGAUGCUUUCACGUCGUGCAAUAUUUCCUGGCAAACAUUACUUAGAUCAGCUUAAUCAUAUACUUGGUGUACUUGGUUCACCUUCAUCAGAAGACCUUGAAUGCAUCAUUAAUGAAAAGGCACGUAAUUAUCUACAGUCAUUGCCAUAUAAACCAAAAGUACCUUGGACAUGUCUUUUUCCAAAUGCUGAUCCACGUGCAUUAGAUUUAUUGGAUAAAAUGCUUACAUUUAAUCCAAAUAAACGUAUUGUUGUUGAAGAUGCACUUGCACAUCCUUAUCUUGAGCAGUAUUAUGAUCCAGCUGAUGAACCUGUUGCAGAGGAACCAUUUAAAUUUGAUAUGGAACUUGAUGAUCUUCCAAAAGAAGUAUUAAAACAGUAUAUAUUUGAUGAAACAUCACAGUAUGCUAAAGAUCAUCCUGAUAAUGUUAUCUAGUUGAUUAUUAUUUGAAAUAUUAAACAUUUAUUUUGUCUAUUAUAUUUUCAAAAUGGAAUUAAAACCAAAUAAUAAAUAGAUAACAAAAAGAAGCAAAAAAAAAACAACCAUCGUUAAGAAAAAAUUUAAAUAAUUAUGUAUGCCUAAUUAUCAAGAAGAUUAUGAAAAUUGUUUAAUAAAAGAAUAACCAAUAUAUCACAUUUUUAAAAAAGUCAAAAUAAAUUCAUAUGUCGCCGAAUAAUAGGUCAGUUUCAUCAGCUGAUUGAUCAAUAUAAUAUAUUUAAUUGAUAUUAAUAAUAAUUAUUAAUUAUUGUAAUUUGUAUUUUUUAAAAAAUUAUCAAUACUUUACUUUUACAUUCAAAAUAUAUCAUUUUUUUGUUUGUCAUUAAAUUUAUUAAUACUCUGAUAUAUUUUUCGUAUCAUUUAUUCAAUAACUCAGGAUUUAUAUUAAAAUAUUAAAUUGAAAAAUUAAAAUUAUUUAUUAUUAUUAUUAUGAAUCGAUUUUGAUUGUUGUUGUUGUUGAUGUUGUUGUUGUUGUUUCAAGCACAAUAUAUCUGUGAUUUAAUUAUCAACAAAUUAUUAAUGAAAAUGAUGGUGGAAAAUAAUAGUAAAAAUUUCAAAAGUUUUUUCAUUGUGUGUCUAAGAAAUAUUUGAGAAAAAAAAAAAAAAAAUAUUAGAAUAUUAAUCGAAAUUUCAUCUUGUCGUUGAAUGUGUAAAUGUCAUUUUAAUUAUUUCAUUAGAAAAAAAAAAAAGUAUAACAAAUACACAAAAAAAAAAAACUCAAUUCUUCCAUUUCGAUGGAUAAGAUAAAAUUAAUCUUCCAAUAAUUAUUUAUUUAAUUUAUAAAUUAAAAAACAAAACGAAUAACAAUUUAAUUUUUAAAUAAUGAUGUCAUUUGGCCUAAUAUACUUAAACGUUAUAAGUGUGUAUUUAUUGUUGUUGAUGAAUUUUCAUAUCUUGCUUAAUUAAAAAUAAAACUAAAAGCAAGAAAAAAAAUGAUGAUAAAUUAUAUCCAAAAGUCAAAUCAUUCAUAAUAAUUUUACUAUUUAGUUUCGAAGAAAAAUAAUAAUUUCAAUUUUUUUUUCCAAAUUGUUAAUUGUUAAAAAUAUAUUUUCUUUUGUUUUCAUUAGACAUGAAUAUUUUUUUGAAUUAAGGAGCACUUUCGAACAAUGUUUUAUUACUGUUAAACUCAGGUAAAAAAAAUUAAUUAUCAUCGAAUAUUUCAAUAAGAGAAAAUGGACCUAAAAAUGAAUGAAAAAAAAAUAAAAUCGAAAAUUAAAAUAA